Molecule: messenger RNA, 339 nt
Organism: Charadrius vociferus (killdeer)
Lineage: Eukaryota; Metazoa; Chordata; Aves; Charadriiformes; Charadriidae
Gene: DNLZ
Product: DNL-type zinc finger
Exons: 3
Coding region: 1-339 (112 amino acids)
Biological process (GO): protein folding; protein import into mitochondrial matrix; protein stabilization
Cellular component (GO): mitochondrion
Molecular function (GO): zinc ion binding; protein-folding chaperone binding
Source: RefSeq, a predicted model, not a curated record
AUGAGGCAGUGGGAAAGAAACCUUUCAGUUUGCCAGACCCGAUCAGCAAAAACCAUUUCCAAAUUGGCGUACCAUAAGGGGGUGGUGAUCGUGACAUGUCCCGGCUGCGGGAACCACCACGUCAUGGCCGAUAACCUGGGAUGGUUUUCAGACCUGGAGGGGAAGAGGAAUAUCGAGGAAAUCCUGGCAGCCAAAGGGGAGAAGGUGAGACGUGUGGCAGGUGAGGAAGCCUUGGAACUGCUUCUGGAGAGCUCGGCAGAUACAGGAUCUCAAGGUCAGUCCACAGAGGGAGAAAGCGGGGAAGCCCCCCCAGAGACUGACGGCAAGAGGCAGACGUGA